This is a messenger RNA of Oryzias latipes (Japanese medaka), 2745 nucleotides long. The record is from RefSeq and is a predicted model, not a curated record. NCBI's taxonomy places the organism in Eukaryota, Metazoa, Chordata, Actinopteri, Beloniformes, Adrianichthyidae.
GUUAAAGCAACUCUGUGUUAUGACGAGCCGGGGGGAGAGCAAAGCAUAAAAAUCUCUAAGUGGAUCUCAGUCAACAUUCAGAUCCUGAAACAAUAUAAUCUAGAAGUUUAGGGGAGCCAGGAAACCCAACAACUCUUUAAACAGCUCAACAACUUGCGUCUUUCUGGAAAUCCAAGGUCAAGAAGGUGCAGAUUAGAGAUGCUGGUGGCACAUUUUUGGGCCCUCAAUCUUCAGAUUUUCCUUCUGGGCCCCAUCCUAAAGGUUGCAAGCAUGGCAACUAUGGAGACUCGAGCGGCUCUGCAUGAAAUUGAGAAGGAGCCAGCCUACUGGAAUGCACAAGCAAAGGCAGCCCUGAAUGCUGCCCUGAAGCUCCAUCCUCGACACCACAGGGCUAAAAACCUCAUCCUGUUUCUAGGAGAUGGAAUGGGUGUGACCACAGUAUCAGCAGCUCGAAUCCUAAGAGGUCAGAUGGAGGGUUGGUCUGGAGAGGAAACAGUGCUGGCCAUGGACACCUUCCCCUAUGUUGCCCUUUCUAAGACCUACAGUGUAGACAAGCAGGUAGCAGACAGUGCCAGCACGGCUACAGCUUAUCACUGUGGGGUAAAGGCCAAUGCCAAAACCCUAGGACUUAAUGCAAAAGCUGUGGUCUACGAGUGCAACACCACUUUUGGCAACGAGGUGCACUCAGUGCUGCGACGUGCAAAAGCACAAGGUAAAUCAGUGGGCAUUGUGACAACCACACGUGUCCAGCACGCAUCCCCAGCUGCUGCUUACGCCCAUUCUGUCAGCCGCAAGUGGUACAGCGAUGCAGAUCUUCCUUCCAGUGCCAUCCAGCAGGGUUGUGUCGACAUUGCUACACAACUGGUCACCAAUGUAGACAUUGAUGUGAUUUUGGGAGGAGGAAGGAUGUACAUGACACCUCAAGGAACCCCAGAUCCCGAAUAUCCUACCUCAUCGUCCCGCAAAGGGGACCGCAAAGACAAAAGAAACCUCAUAAAUAUCUGGCUGAAGGCCAAACCUAAAAAAAAAUCCCACUACGUCUGGAACAAGAAGGGAUUCGAUGAAAUAAAUGUCAAAACAACAGAUCGUCUUAUGGGCCUUUUUGAGCCAAAGGACAUGAAAUUUGAAGUUUAUCGAAAUAGCUCAAGUGAUCCAUCAAUUGUGGAAAUGACAGAAAAGGCCAUUCAAAUCCUCAGGAAGAAUCCAAAAGGCUAUUUUCUGUUUGUGGAAGGAGGGAGAAUCGAUCAUGGCCACCAUGACAACACUGCAAAACUGGCUCUCAGGGAGACUGUAAUGUUUGAUGCAGCUAUUGAGCGAGCUGGACAGCUCACCAGAGAGUCUGACACACUGACAGUAGUGACUGCUGACCACUCACAUGUCUUCACUUUUGGAGGCAGCACACCUCGAGGAAAUCCCAUCUUUGGUUUGGCACCAAAGGACGCCAUGGACAAAAUGCCUUUCACUAGCAUUCUUUAUGCCAAUGGCCCCGGAUAUGAGCAUGCCAAUGGAAGCAGAGACAACAUCACAAUGGUGGAUUAUGAAGAUGACGAGUACAAGCAGCAGGCAGCUGUCCCUUUGGAAGCAGAGACACAUGGUGGGGAGGAUGUUGCCAUCUAUGCCAAAGGCCCAAUGGCUCACUUGUUUCAUGGAGUUAAGGAGCAAAACUAUGUUGCUCAUGUGAUGGCCUAUGCUGCCUGUUUGGAGCCAUAUACCAGCUGCCCUCCUCGCCCCCUCAACCGUUCAUCAGCAGGAUGCGGGAAAUUGCAUCUGGGUCUCUUAUUUAGCAUGUUUGGUCUCCUCCUGCUGCUCAGAUGACCCUGAUGUGCAAACAGGCAAACCCACAUUCAAGUCACUUCAAAAGUGUGGAGCAAAACAGGAGCAUGUAUGCACUUAGUGCUGAUGAGAACAGGUGGACUGUGUGUGCACAGGCUGGAAAAUCAGAAUGCAGAGAGAACCAUGCAUUGCAUUUGCUGACAAGAAAUGUCUUAUUGCCUGGUAUCCACAUAUAUGUAUCCCACCAUGCCUGUAAAAUGCGAGCUUUAGCAUGCAUGUGUUUAUACCUCACAUGUAAAUAAAGCAAGUACUGAUAAGUGGUAUUUGCAAUUACGCAAAGAUUAAGUUGUUUGUGUGCAAACAAAUAUGCAAGAGGUACCUUUUUUAAAAAAAAAAGUGUACAUUUUUUACUAAAUUGCACUAACUUGUAAUGCUUUAGUUUAUUUUGUGUUUUUUUUAAUGUUGAUUUUGUGAUCAUCUUGAGCUAUAAAAGGCUCAGCAAUCAAUGUUCUCCCAGAGAUGUCAGACAUUUACCCAGAGGCAAUUUACCUGGUACACAUUAAUCUGACAUUUUGCCCAGAAUAACAGGAAGAAAAAAAUCAAAUGGCUGAGGCUUAUGCUGUCUUCUUGACACAAGCUGGACACACAUCAGAACACGGCUGUUAUUGCACAAGUGGAAAAAACAACUUUGGACUGCAAAAAGAAACCUGCACUGUGAGCUGCUAUGCUAAGUUGCAACUUUACCAAAGUUUUUCAUGAGCUCAUAGUUGAUCUUUUAGGGUUAUUUUGACAUAACUGCUUCCUAACGUUUUCAAUCAAAUGCCUUGCAAAAAUAUGUGUAAACCAUUUGUAUUGUAUAUUUUUAAACAGAAUCAUGAGUAUAUUUUUUUAUUUUUUAGCAAAAGUAUGAAUAAAUGUCUGUUAGUUCUGACCUCUGUUUUUGUUUUAAAUAAAGGUUUAUAAAAAAGUCAA